AUGCCGCAGACUAUCAGAUCUAUACUUGGUAAAUCAGGUCGGGUCACCAAGCCUAUGAGAUCAUCACCACCAUCUCGCAAAUGCUCAAACUCAACACCAAAAAGACCAGCCCGCAAACCAAAGGACCAAGAAGCAGACCUAUUUCAAGACAAACUCGACGAUCUAGGUUUGGCAAAAGUUUUAGAAGAAGAUCUCACACUCAGGGAUGUCGUUCAAGCUAUGCGAUACAUCCGAGCGCGGAUGUUCAGUCCCGUGCCACGAACAGGUUUCAACUCUACCAGGACGACGGAAGUGCUCAACUACCGCGCUGCAACAGCACCGCUUGUUACAGUUGGACAUCUCAAUGCGAUACUGCGGUCUCCGGGAAAGGUGGAACGUGAACUUGCAGAGUUGGUGAUGAAGGGUAUAGUGCGGAGAGUGAGAGUUGAGAGGCGUGGUGGUGGAGGUGAAGCGUUGAUAGAGACGUCUGACUAUGACGAUAUGCUUAACAAGGCAUCUAUAACCGAGGACACAAGGAGCUCCUUCAAGGCUUUCCUGAAAGAGAAUCCAGCUACACAAAUACUCUACAAGGAUGCCUUGGAAAGCAAGCAAACCGAUGAGCUCAUUCGAAUGGGGUUUCUUACAAGUUCUACGCCAUCAACGCCAGGGAGCACUCUUGACAUACGGCCCGAGGAUCGAACAACUCUGACGUCAAUUUACCAUGUUUCACGCUUUGCCUCCGGUACAGUCUCUGCCGUCGGUGGCCGUAAUGCAAUCCAUCUCGCCGGCGGCGGUGGCGGCGCCCCGACACUUACACGGUCAUCUUCCACACCAUCCGGUCUCCGUAUCGCGGUGCCGGGCCACGGUCGACAUCUCAAACUGGCUACUGCUACUGUAGACUGGGUACGAGAUGCACUACGGCGAACACGCUGGGGUGAAGGCCCAGAGAGCUGGCUGAAGGAGCGGUUCGAGGGAGGAGGCUUGUAUGGGCCGAGGUGGAAAGAGUUCUGGGGAGUCGAAUGGUCGUGGGUCUUGGGAGAAGCAGUUGGGUUGGGCGUCGUGGAAGUUUUUGAGACGGGAAGCGUAGGAAGGGGAGUGAGGGCAUUGGGUGGUUGA
Messenger RNA from Fusarium coffeatum, 1095 nucleotides. RefSeq lists its product as uncharacterized. Gene Ontology annotation, biological process: protein phosphorylation; positive regulation of Ras protein signal transduction. Gene Ontology annotation, molecular function: protein serine/threonine kinase activity. Lineage: Eukaryota; Fungi; Ascomycota; Sordariomycetes; Hypocreales; Nectriaceae. The record is from RefSeq and is a predicted model, not a curated record. The transcript has a single exon. The coding region runs from base 1 to 1095 and encodes 364 amino acids.